CUUUUAAGAUUUAAUAUUAAUUUAAAGAUGAAACGUAGAAACACAUCCAAACCGGAUGAAACAAAAGUAACAACGGGAAAAACAAAUGUCGCAAAUUCCAAAUCAAAACAAAGAAAAGAAAAAAAAGCUCACGGCCUCGCAACCAAGAACCAGUUAUACAGUGGUGUCAGAAACAAGAUAAUUCUCAUUGUUGGACUUUACAUUUUGGCUGGAGCUGGUUUUCUGUAUUGGCAUGGGAUGGGAAAAUCACCCGAGUUACCUCCAGAAGUUGAGGAAGAAAUCCUUGGUUCGCUUCCACAGGACAUGAAGGAUAUGGACCUGCCAAAUGUCGGACCUUUCCGCAAAAAAGCUUCAAAUACUUUGUUGCCCGAUAAUAAGGUGAAACAAACAGAAUCAAGCAAGGGUAAGAAAUCAAACAAAACAGGGAACCACGCACCAGUUGUACCAGAAACAACAUUAGAAGAAACAAAGUUUCCAAAUUUUGAACAAAAAAUUCAAAAUGAGCUGAAAGUUAAAAACAUUGGGGACAAAACAUGGACAGAGGUGAAAAUAAGGAAGAAUGUGAACAACACCAAUGUGAGAAUUUACACCAUGGAUGAUUUUCUUUCAUCACGUGAAUGUGAAGGCCUCAUGAAAGCUCAUGAUAAUCAUAUGAAACAACAUGAUGAUCAAGGUCCCAUCAUUUGCUUUAGUGACGAGACAACUAUGGGAAAAUAUCUCGAACAAAUUAAAGAAAAAUGGACGAAAAGAAUUUCAAGUCAAGAUUGGACACAAGGGACCAGAUGUUUAAACGCUUCAGUGUCGGCGCAACUUAACGGUAAACUACGUUGGAGUCAUAGCACCUCGUUCUACCCCGGGGAAAGCCCCUUCUCCACCACGUUUGAAACGAGGGUGGCUGAACAAACGGGGUUGAACGCAAACAAUGGCGGCAAGUUUCAGAUAACUUGUUACCCAGAAGGUGUUGGUUACAAGCUACACACAGAUUGUACGGAAGGCAACACUGAUAAACGAGAUCGAUUUGCGACGAUCCUUGUUUACCUUAAUGAUGUCAUAGAGGGAGGACAAACACAAUUCACAGAACUCGGAGUCUCGAUUACGCCAAAGAAGGGAAAGGCCCUCGUGUGGACAAACAUGGAUAGCGAAGGUCAUUGUGAUGUCACAUCGUAUCACCAAGCGAGCCCCGUUAUUAAAGGGAGAAAAUGUAUUUUACAACGAUGGUAUUAUUAUGAGAACUUCCCAGCCCUCGGCAAGCGAUACCCUUCCCCCCCUCUCCCCGUGCGUUCACCCACAACCCCCCGGGUCGCAUGUGAUGAAUUUACAUCGGGUAGUUGUCGUUGGUACGAUGAAUGGAACUAUGAUCACCUCAUUGAUUAUGACGCACGCUCGUUGUAACAAGUGUGUUUAUGUAAUUUAGCUUCUUAUACAUAAGUGUUGUGCAAAUUGUAAUGUUGUUAUUUUAUACCCAUUUUUUGGACUUAAACAUUUUUAAAUUAUUUUUAAACUAUUGAGGAAAGUUGGACUUUUUUAAGAUUUUUGUCACAAUUUCUGGAUUUGAAUUGCCAAAGCUCAGUAUAUUUGUAUAUAACUCCACAUUAUGCUUUCUUCUGUGAUUUCACCAUUUUAAAAUUUUCUUUAUUUUAUCCAUAUUUUUCCAACCGUUUUAACCAUGAAGUCUGAACAAACGUUUUUUAAAUAAAUGUUGCAGUUAAUGUUUUUAGAAAUUAUAAAGUUUGUAAUUUAUGAAGAACAACACUGUUCGUUUCCCACUGUUCCAAUCUAUCUUCAAACAUGAUGUUUAUUCAAAUUCUCCCAACUUGUCUUUGUUUGAUCAUAGUGUAAGAUCGAGAUUAUUAUUGUGCAAUAAAUAUGAGCCGGUGAAAUUG
Ciona intestinalis (vase tunicate) is the source of this 1883-nucleotide messenger RNA. The record is from RefSeq and is a predicted model, not a curated record. Lineage: Eukaryota; Metazoa; Chordata; Ascidiacea; Phlebobranchia; Cionidae.